UAUCUGUUUCUCCUCUGCUGUCGCUCUGACACACACACACACACACACACACACAGAGGGAGGUAGAUAACUCUGUGAUUCCACUGCUGAAUUUUUAACGCUGUUGUGGAACUUUUUUUUUCCAGGCGGGUUACUGUGGCACCGGGGUACUGUUACACCGACAGAGACAGAGAGACAGCUUCAGUUCAGUUCUGCUGUUUACUGAGUCUGGACGGAAACAAGACUGUUCAUGGGGUGUACGGCCCGUCCUGUCCUGAUGCCGUUACCAUAGCAACAUGACCCUCAACACCCAGAGAGAGAAGGAGCCCCUGCGGCGGCGAGGAAGCACGCCGAUUCCUCCCGCCCACUUCUACCAGCACCCGUCCUGGACUCGGGACCCUCGGUUCCCCGGCAGUACCCAGCCGGACCCAGAGCAGCCCCGCCCCCAACGCAGCCACCCUCCUCUGGGACAGUCGGCGUCCUACCACCCUGGAGACAAGUCCCUCCACUACCGCGCCCAGUGGAGUUCAGACUCGGAGGACGACUCGCAGAGUGACUCGGACUGUGUUUACAGAGUGGUGUUGCUAGGCGACCACGGCGUUGGAAAGACCUGCCUCGCAGGAAUCUUUGCCGGGAUCACAGAGAAAGAUGAACAACCUGGAGAGGACACAUACGAGCGGACACUGACAGUAGAUGGAGAGGAAACCACGCUCAUCGUCAUGGAUACCUGGGAGAACGACAAACUGGAGGGGGAGGACGGCUCCUUUCAGGAAGGCUGUCUGAAGGUUGGGAGUGCUUAUGUCAUUGUCUACUCUGUCACUGACCGCUCUAGCUUCGAUUCCGCAGCUGAGCUCCGAAUCACAUUGCGACGCAUCCGCCAGGCCGAAAACAUUCCCAUCAUCCUCGUGGGCAACAAGAGCGACCUGGUCCGUUCCAGAGAAGUCGCUGUGGAAGAGGGCCGAGCAUGUGCGGUGGUGUUUGACUGUAAGUUCAUUGAGACGUCGGCGUCUCUGCAGCAUAACGUGGCCGAGCUGUUCGAGGGCGUGGUCCGACAGAUCCGCCUCCGUCGGGACGGCAGUGAGGCCGUCCAGCGCCGACGCUCCAUCUACAAACGCAAAGAGAGCCUUUCCCAGAAGGCUCGGAGAUUCCUGGACCGGCUAGUAGCACGCAACAACCAGCGCAUGGCGGUCAAAGUGCGGUCCAAGAGCUGCCAUGACCUGGCCGUCCUCUGAAGACACGUGUCCACCAGGAGCAUCAGGUUGGACUUUCUUUGACUCGUUGAAGUUCUCUCUGGUUGUGAUACCGUGGACGAUGGCAUCUGCAGUGAUUUUCAUGCUUAGCAAGUCAGCAGCAAGCAAAGUCAGCAGCAGUUGCAUACUGUACGUAAGCCGCUGUGAUCACUGUGACCGAAUCAUUUUCCUGUUUGACCAUUUAGUCUCAAAAUUUUGUGACUUUUACUCUUGAUGACCUAAAUAUAAAACAAAUCAGACUGACUGUAACGGAUCGUCACUGUGGGGUUAAAGGUUGGAUGAGUGUUCAGUGUGUGUGUGUGUGUGUGUGUGAGACAGGUGACCAUUCAGGAUGUCCUGUAGUUUCCACUGUGUCCACUGUGCUGUUCUCCUGAGGUUUCUACUGUUUUCAGUUCAACACUGUGCAGAAUAAAAUAAGAAUAAAAGGAA
Messenger RNA from Siniperca chuatsi (mandarin fish), 1658 nucleotides. RefSeq names its product RAS (RAD and GEM)-like GTP-binding 1 (gene rem1). Bases 276 to 1211 code for a protein of 311 amino acids. The transcript is spliced from 5 exons. NCBI's taxonomy places the organism in Eukaryota, Metazoa, Chordata, Actinopteri, Centrarchiformes, Sinipercidae. Gene Ontology annotation, molecular function: GTP binding; calcium channel regulator activity; GTPase activity. The record is from RefSeq and is a predicted model, not a curated record. Gene Ontology annotation, cellular component: plasma membrane. Gene Ontology annotation, biological process: negative regulation of high voltage-gated calcium channel activity.